This is a messenger RNA of Paecilomyces variotii, 3123 nucleotides long. RefSeq lists its product as hypothetical. The transcript has 2 exons. The record is from RefSeq and is a predicted model, not a curated record. The annotation marks the transcript as partial. NCBI's taxonomy places the organism in Eukaryota, Fungi, Ascomycota, Eurotiomycetes, Eurotiales, Thermoascaceae.
GACACAACCAAGGCACCAACCGUUGCUUCUCCUAUACCUCGUCGCUCACCACCAAGCGGUUCUGUCCGUGCCGCGUCGCCUUCAUUCACAGAGACGCGACUGGGAUCAAGCCCUCCACCAGAGCAUCGCCCCGUAUAUCCCGCUUCACCGGCCUACUCAUAUUCGAACCCGGUGCCAAAGGUCGGAAGCCCCCUUGUGCGUCCUUAUAUGCCCUAUAUGAUGGGCCAUAACGACCACGGUACAGGAUCUACUGUUGUUGCAAGCGUACCGCCGUCGACUGCCCCCAGUUUCACCACAGCUCUCCAUUCCCCCAUUAUGAGUGCUGCCGCUCUUCCUUCUUACGGGGGCGCUGUUCCCCCUUAUGGGGGUUACCAGCAUCAUCGCUCCGGAAGCAUAGCGUCUGGACGCGGCCCACUUGAUACGUUCUUCAAUUCACCUUAUCAGCCGGUGCGCGAGCCGUCCUUGAAGAAUGGACACGCGUCAGAGGCCGGAACAUUCGCUGCCGAGUUCGGUGAUACUUUCCAUCUCCUAAAUCGGAUACAAAGUGCAAUCCCUGACCUCGACCGAUUGCUGAAUGCCCAUAGGGAGACUCAAACGAAGCUGAAUGCGAGAGAAGCUGAAAUCAAGCAGCUAGAAGAUCGUCAUCAGGAAGAUCUGAUGCAUAAGGACUUCUAUGUUCAAGCCCUCAAGGACCAGAUGAAGAAGGCUGCCUCAGACAGUGCCGAAGAAUGUGGAAGACUGAACCAUUCGAUCAAGGAACUCAAGUCUGAGAUCGGCUAUCUCCGUGACAAGAAACAGACCCUUGAGGAGAACUUGGAGGCCACCCAGAAGGAAAAUGAUGAACUCUCUCAGACGAAAACGGAACUGCAAGCUGAGAUUGAGCAACUGAAUACCAACAUGAGGCAGGCACAGGAACACUAUGAGGUCGAACUCCAGACCCAGAGAGAAAAUGAACAAGCUUCCCUUGCAACUCAGAAGCAGGAGCUCACGGAUGCUUUCACGCAGAUGAGAGCCGAGGAUGAGAGGGCUGCAGCUGAGGCAUUGGAGAACCGCGAGAAGGAACUCCUUUUCCAGCAGCAGAAGAUGAAGGAACAGAUGGAGGCGGCCCGCGCUAAGGUGGAAAAGGAACACGAGGUCGCUAUGAACGAAAAGCAAGCUGAACUUGACUCAGUUGCAGCGGACCUUAAGUCAACUCAAGACGACCUGGCAGCAACGAAGGCGGAGUUGGAGUCGAAGAUCGCAGAGUUAGAGGCUACCCACACUGAGCUCGAGUCCACAAAGACCGAGCUUCAUGAGACGAAGACGGAGCUUGAUACUACUAGGACUGAACUUGACUCUACUAAGACUGAGCUUGGUGAGACGAAGGCCCAACUUGAGGCUACGCAGACUGAGCUCGACUCUACUAAGACCGAACUGGAUACAACUAAAACAGAGCUCGAGUCGACAAAGAAUGAACUUGAGUCAACAAAGAGUGACCUUGAGUCUACCAAGAGUGAACUUGAGACCACCAAGACUGAACUUGAAACCAAGAUCUCAGAGCUGGAAGCCACCACUGGAGAAUUGGAGGCAACUAAGGCUGAACUCGACUCUACUAAGACUGAACUUAGUGAGACAAAGGCCGAACUUGAUACUACAAAGACUGAGCUCGACUCCACUAAGACUGAGCUGGAUUCGACUAAAACUGAACUUGACUCCACGAAGAAUGAGCUUGAAUCAACAAAGAAUGACCUUGAGUCUACCAAGAGUGAACUUGAGACCACAAAGACCGAGCUCGAUUCCACUAGGACUGAGCUGGAUUCAACUAAAACUGAACUUGAAUCCACGGAGAAUGAGCUUGAAUCAACAAAGAGUGACCUCGAGUCUACUAAGACUGAACUUGCGACCAAAAUCUCAGAGUUGGAAGCCACCACUGGAGAACUGGAGUCAACUAAGGCUGAACUUGAAUCUACCAAAUCGCAAUUGGAAUCCACAACCGCAGAUUUGGAAUCAACUAAGGCUGACCUCGAAUCCACCAAGUCGACGUUGGAGACCACCAUUGCGGAGCUCGAGACCAAGAAGACCGAGUUGGCGGACAAGGAGAAACAGCUCCAGAGCGCUAUCGAGGAGAUGCGCUCUACCGUUGAUAAUAUGGACAAGGAACGCGAGCGUCUGAAGAAGACUCUCCACAGCCUUGGCGAAGCCACCGACUUGAAGAGCACAAAAGGAGACACAUUCUUUUUGGAAUGCUUCGGCAAGCUACAACAUCUUAUCAUCGACCUCUCUAAGAAACACUUCGGAUACCUUCCUAUUGAUCCGCCCAAAGACAUACUGGCGAAGAUCCCAUCGGAAUUGCCCUCAUUCCUGGACAAUACUCCUGCCUCAUGCGAGCUGCGCUCGGCCUACAUCCAACACGUCAUCUCGAAGACGCUCACCUAUCGUAUCUUCCAGCCUUUCUUGUUCACUCUCGGAAGAAGGUUCGACAAGGCAGACACAUUUUUCCAGUUGCUCUCUAUCGAUAUCCGACGCAAGUCGGUGAGACGUGAGGCUUUCUGGCGACAGCAGACACUCAAAGCAGCCUAUACAACGUCAGAUGCCAAACAGUCAAUCAAUGUCGUGGCGGCAGUGAUUGUCGAUGAAAUCAUUGAGCAGAUCCGACACUUCGCUGACCCUAAGAAACUGGACGACUUGCUCACUGGCGUCAGGAUGAUUGUGAAACUAGCUGCUGAGACCUGGAGACAUGCGCGCGUCGAACGAGAGCUAGUGACGGCUUCCAUGCCGGCUCCUUCUGCGGAGGGCGUCGCCAAUGAACACUGGGAUGAAUAUCCUUUUGGCAGGGACGAGAGCCGACCUCCGAGCAGGAGUUCUAUCCGUCAUGUUGUACUUAGAACUUUCCCUCGUAUCUUCCGUGAGGCCGCGCAUGAGGACUUUGCGGAAGAUGAGGAAAGGAGAAACUCCUGCGUGUAUAUGCCCGGAAUGGUUCUCUACUCUGACUCUCCUGUCGUGCUGUCCCGAAUUGACGAGCUGGCCAAGCGGUCGAGCGAUUCGCUUGAUGGUGUCAACCGUUCCCCCCGUGGCGUUUCAAGACGUUCUACUAGUCGGUCUCCAGCGAAACGAGUUCGAGCUUCGGUGUCACCUCCGGCUUGA